GCAGCGCCCAGCCGUGAAUAAAGCGCAGCUCGGAUCUAUCAGGCGCCCUUUUGACGGCCGCGCUCCCCUCUGCAGGCAUGAAGGUUCUUUCGUUUUCUGUGGUUGCGGCGGUCUGUUGUGUUAUUGCAGCCACAACAAACGAGACGGAAAAAGAUCCGGCCGAGAAAUCUGUGAAAACUAAAAAGGCUAAAAAGGUCAAAAUCAAAGAGGAGAAUGGAAUUCUUAUGCUUAAAGGGAAAAAUUACGUACAAGCCAUUGACCAACAUAAGCGGCUCCUCGUUUAUUUCCAUGCCCCAAUGUCAGGGGAUUCACAGACACUUCUCCUGGAGUUUAAAAGUGCUGCGACUCUGAUGAAGAACGACUCUUCCAAGAUUCACUUUGGCAUGGUCGAUGUCUCGCAAGAGAAAAGUCUGGCUAAAGAGCUCAAUGUCACAAGCUUCCCAGCUCUGUGGUUUUACACUGAAGACGAGGAAAGCCCCACCGUAUGUCCAGCAUUAAGGACUGCUUCCUCCAUUGUGACCUGGCUCCAGAGAAGAACAGGCCCCAGUGCAACCCUUAUUAAAGAUGGAAGCCAUGCUGAAACCUUCUUAAAAUCCGGGAAUGUGGUUGUUCUUGGCUUCUUUCAGGACCUUGAAGAUGCUGAAGUUCAGAUCUUUUAUGAGGCAGCUAAGGACAUUCCAGAUCUCCCAUUUGGAGUCACAAAAAACAAAAUUGUGUUUAAUAAAUAUGGCAUUACAGGAGACACUGUCCUGCUGUCUAAAAAGAAAGAGAAAAAUCCAUUUUUAUAUGAAGUAUCGAAUGAAACUUCAAAGAAAGAUCUUAUUAGAUUCGUAAGGGUUAAUGAAAUGGAUCUGGUAACGGAAUACACAAGGGCGUCAUCGGGAAAAAUAUUUGAUGCUCUCGUUACCAGCCAUAUGCUACUGUUUACUAACAAAAGUGCUGAAGACUUUGGCGUCAUCUAUGAAAAUUUUGAAGCAAUAGCAGCUGAAUUCAAAGGAAAGAUUUUGUGCGUCUUUGUCAACACUGAUGAACCCAGGAACGGACGCAUCUUUGAACACUUCCGGGUGAGGGAUGUCGACUGUCCGGCUGUCCGUAUCAUCGACCUCACAACCAGCGUGCAGUACCAAAUGCAAGCCGAUGAAGUCAGCAUUGACAACGUGAAGAAAUUUGCUGAAGAUUUUCUAGGAGGCAAAGCAAAGCCCAAGCUUGAGAGUGAGCCAAUUCCAGAAGACUGGGAUAAACAUCCUGUCAAGGAGCUAGUCGGAAGAAACUUUGAAAGAGUUGCUUUUAAUGAUGAAAGAAACGUCUUUGUAAUGUUCUAUGCACCAUGGUCAGAAGAAUGUCAGAAACUGUUCCCAAUCUUGGAAAAACUUGGAAAAGUCUAUGAGCAUCACGAGAGCGUAGUCAUUGCCAAAAUUGACAGCACUGCCAAUGAUGUGCACACUGUCCUCUUGGAGCGUUACCCUAUGUUCAAAUUCUUUCCAGCCACAUAUGUGGAAAAGAUUGUUCCCUACCAAGAAGAAAAAACUUUAGAGGCCUUUGUUCAUUUUAUUGAAAAACAACUUAAAGAGCUUCAGGAAGAAAAAGAAAAGGAAAAAGAAACCAAAGAAUCCAAACAUUCAGAUGAAAAAUUGAAGGAGGAACUUUAAAAAUAAAUCAGGAACUUCAACGAAGCUGAAGAGGAACCUAUACUGCUUACCACUGACAUGAUCUAAACAUUCUGAGGCCUGCUUAAUUCACUUCAGUUCCCCAAUUAAGUCUGGAUGGGGAGAAAGUCCAUUACGCCAACAAUUCUAUAUAUGGAAUAACAGCAAUGAUAAUUGUAUUUGUGUUUUAAAUUCUAAGAACCAAUACAUGUUUAAAAUCGGACAUUAAAACUUCCUUGUGUG
Molecule: messenger RNA, 1889 nt
Organism: Erpetoichthys calabaricus (reedfish)
Lineage: Eukaryota; Metazoa; Chordata; Cladistia; Polypteriformes; Polypteridae
Exons: 11
Coding region: 78-1649 (523 amino acids)
Biological process (GO): response to endoplasmic reticulum stress; protein folding
Cellular component (GO): endoplasmic reticulum
Molecular function (GO): protein disulfide isomerase activity
Source: RefSeq, a predicted model, not a curated record